Messenger RNA from Phytophthora sojae, 533 nucleotides. RefSeq names its product putative lectin. Gene Ontology annotation, cellular component: extracellular region. Lineage: Eukaryota; Oomycota; Peronosporomycetes; Peronosporales; Peronosporaceae. Gene Ontology annotation, biological process: carbohydrate metabolic process. Gene Ontology annotation, molecular function: cellulose binding. The transcript has a single exon. The record is from RefSeq and is a predicted model, not a curated record. The coding region runs from base 46 to 459 and encodes 137 amino acids.
CGACUCCCAAUCCAGCCCUCCUAGUCCCCAAGGUCCAAGCCCAAGAUGAAGAUCUUCGCCGUCGCCGCCGUCGCCAUCGCCGCGCUUUCGACUGUCGACGCUGUCGAGCAGGCCUCCGUGCACCUGCGCGUCCACAGCACCAAGGGUGGAUGCACAAUCACGAACGAGUCGCAGUGCGACGGCCAGAAUUGGACCGGCAGCACGUGCUGUGCCGACUCCAACUACGAGUGCCGCUGGUCGGACGAUGGCCAGAACGUCAAGCGCUGCCAGAAGAAGUGGUGGAGCCAGCCGAACCAACCGAACUCGGGGAAUAAUGGGGGGUCGUGCACGAUCACCAACGAGUCGCAGUGCGACGGCCAGAACUGGACUGGGAGCAAGUGCUGCGCCGACUCGAGCUACGAGUGCCGCUGGUCGGACGACGGCCAGAACGUCAAGCGCUGCCAGAAGAAGUGGUACUAAGUGCCCAAGCAAGUUCGUCUCCAUGAGCCAGGCUGUAACACGCCAGCAUCCCUCGUUCCCGCACUCCUGUUUAC